AUGUCAGGUGAGGUGAACAGCACCUUAAUGAUCAUAGCAGCUGGAGAAUUCUUGAUGGGAAUCUUAGGGAACGCAUUUAUUGGACUGGUAAACUGCUUGGACUGGAUCAAGAAAAGGAAGAUGGCCUCCAUUGAUUUAAUUCUCACAUGUCUGGCUAUUUCCAGAAUCUGGCUACUCUGCAUAAUAAUGUUAGACUAUUUUAUGUUGGUGCAGUAUCCAAAUGGCUAUACUGCCGGCACACAAAUGAAAGUCUUUGACUUCUUCUGGACACUCACCAACCAUCUCAGUGUGUGGUUUGCCACCUGCCUCUGUCUCUUCUAUUUCCUCAAGAUAGCUAAUUUCAGGCAUCCCCUUUUCCUCUGGAUGAAGUGGAGAAUUGAUCGGGUGAUUCUUAAGAUCCUGCUGGGGUGCGUGGUCCUCUCUGUGUUGAUCAGCCUUGUUGUCACUGAGAAUUUGAACGAUGAUUUCAGAUACUGUGUCAAGGUAAAGAAGAAAAGAAAUGGAACAUUGAAGUGUAGAGUAAAUAUAGCUCAAUACGAGUCCACCAAGAUGAUUCUCAACCUUUUAACUGUAUUUCCCUUCUCUGUGUCACUGGUCUCCUUUUGCUUCUUGAUCCUCUCCCUGUGGAAGCACAACAGGAAGAUGCAGCUCAGUGGCAGCAGACACAGAGACCCAAGCAGAGAUGCCCACUUGGGAGCCAUGAAGACUGUCAUCACCUUCCUCUGUCUUUUCAUUGUCUAUUGUUUGGCUUUUCUCAUAGCCACGUCCAACUACUUUAUAUCAGAGACUGAACUAGCUGUGUUGGUUGGGGACUUGAUAGCUCUAAUUUAUCCUUCAGCCCAUUCAUUUAUUCUAAUCCUAGGAAACAAUAAGUUGAGAGAAGCAUCUGUAAGGGUGCUAUGGAAGACAAAGACUAUCCUAACCAGAGGUUUCUAA
This is a messenger RNA of Sorex fumeus (smoky shrew), 936 nucleotides long. Its product is annotated as taste receptor type 2 member 7-like. Bases 1 to 936 code for a protein of 311 amino acids. The transcript has a single exon. The record is from RefSeq and is a predicted model, not a curated record. Gene Ontology annotation, molecular function: G protein-coupled receptor activity; bitter taste receptor activity. NCBI's taxonomy places the organism in Eukaryota, Metazoa, Chordata, Mammalia, Eulipotyphla, Soricidae. Gene Ontology annotation, cellular component: membrane. Gene Ontology annotation, biological process: detection of chemical stimulus involved in sensory perception of bitter taste; G protein-coupled receptor signaling pathway; sensory perception of taste.